UUGAGGUGGAGAAAUGUCGUAAGUGGUGUUACUGUCGGACCGGCUUAUUAUGUAGCAUAUAUACCAAGCCUAGGCUAAGGCGGCCACUUAAAUUCAAUUUCUCAACCAACUUUGCUCCUCCCACCCUCCGUCUCUCACAUCGUUAUGUCCUUUAGCUUUUUUGCUCGUGCUGCUCCCGCCGUCCAGCGGUCAAGGGUCCUCACCCGCACCACCCAAUCUUUCGUGAGAUUCCAGAGUACCGCGCCAGCAAAACGGGUCCCCCGUGUCCUCCCUUCGUUCUCUCUCGAGGGAAAGGUCUGUCUAGUCACUGGCGCUGCCAGAGGUCUAGGUAACGAAUUCUGUCGUGCAUUUCUACAAUCGGGAUGCACGGAACUGGCUAUUGUUGAUCUGAAGGAGAGUGAGGCGCAAGCUGCUGCUGCUGAACUGGUCUCGAACGCAUGCGUUAACAGCGACAUGACCCCGGAAGACUUCAACGUGAUUGGUGUAGGAUGUGACGUGUCCUCGGAAUUAUCUGUUCAGCGCGCAUUUGAGCAGGUCAUGGACACGUUCGGGCGGUUGGAUUCGGUGGUUGCAUCUGCAGGAAUUGUGGAGAACUAUUCUGCAUUUGAUUAUCCAUUCGACCGGAUAAAGCGCUUGUAUGACAUCAACGUUCAUGGAGCCUUCUUUACUGCGCGAGAAGCCGCUCGGAACAUGAUUCCUCAGGGAGGAGGCUCCAUUGUUCUUGUUGCUAGCAUGAGUGCAUCGAUCAUCAACAUUCCCCAGCCGCAAACACCUUAUAAUGCUUCGAAAGCAGCGGUGCGCCACAUGGCUUCAAGUUUGGGAGUUGAGUGGGCAAAGAAGGGUGUGCGAGUUAAUACACUGAGUCCUGGUUACAUGUUGACAAAGCUUACCAAAACCAUACUUGCUCAUGAUCAGGAUUUGAAGAAAACCUGGGAAAGCUUGACGCCUAUGGGCAAGAUGGGCGAACCAGAAGACUUGGCUGGUGCCAUUGUAUUCCUGGCCAGUGACGCGUCUAAAUUCAUGACUGGAGCAGAGGUUCGUGUGGAUGGAGGCUACUGCGUUAUUUAAGUCAUUCUUGGAUUUUCAUGUGCCAAAUGUUGGGAGUAUGAUCACAUAGAGCUUAGUUUUUCACGUAAAGUAAUUUGAGGCUUGUUCAUAAUACAUUGCAAUUGCACGGUUCUAGACGUUUCUA
This is a messenger RNA of Suillus clintonianus, 1192 nucleotides long. RefSeq lists its product as uncharacterized. NCBI's taxonomy places the organism in Eukaryota, Fungi, Basidiomycota, Agaricomycetes, Boletales, Suillaceae. Gene Ontology annotation, molecular function: oxidoreductase activity, acting on NAD(P)H, oxygen as acceptor. Bases 145 to 1068 code for a protein of 307 amino acids. Gene Ontology annotation, cellular component: intracellular anatomical structure. The transcript is spliced from 12 exons. The record is from RefSeq and is a predicted model, not a curated record.